Molecule: messenger RNA, 1083 nt
Organism: Ophidiomyces ophidiicola
Lineage: Eukaryota; Fungi; Ascomycota; Eurotiomycetes; Onygenales; Onygenaceae
Exons: 1
Coding region: 1-1083 (360 amino acids)
Source: RefSeq, a predicted model, not a curated record
AUGUUCGAGGGCUUCUCCUUCCCGCCCAGCGACCGCAGCCUUCGUGUGCCGGGCGGCAGCGGCGACGACCCCGACGGCGCCUUCCACUGCGAGAGCGCACUGGUGUCACCGCUGUCGUCGCGCUGCCCGUCGCCGCGCCUGCGCCCGCGCGACUACUCGACGCGCCUCGCCCGCCGCGCCCGCUCGCCCUUCCGCCGCGGCCCCGCGCCGACUUCCAUCCCGCCCGCCCUCGCCGACCACCGCCGCCUGUCCAUCGGCUCGCUGACCACCCGCCUCCACGCCCACUCGCUCGAUGCCAGCGACUCCGGCGCCGACAGCGACGACAGUCAUGGCUCCCCACACGCGCCCCGGUCCGCCUAUCUCGACCCCGGCAGCCCGCCGACGUGGAUGGACCGCCGUCCCAGCUUCGCCUUGAUAUCGCCCGCCGACAGCGACAGCUACACCGCCGGCUACGGCUCGCCGUAUGCCGACGUCUCGCCGACAUCCACGCCCCGGUCGGACCGCCGCUUCUCGCAGCCCGCCAACUGCACGUCCGUGCCCAGCACCUUCGCCUCGCGCCAGGGCAGCGUCGAUGCCGCCCACCGCCGCCAGUCGCUCGCCGCCCUGCGGCUGCAGCGGGAGCAGCUCUCCAUCAUCCAGUGCGCCGCGACGUCCGUGGCCGACACCGUGCGGCUCGCGCAGAUGCUCGACCAGGACGAACGCUUCCGCUACGGUGUCGACCUGGCCAACGACGGCCAGCACCCCAGCUCGCUCCCGCCCGCGCGUACGCAGUCGCGCAUCCUGCAGAAGAAGAUGGACGCGUUGAAAGCGGGUUCCUCCUCCUCCUCGUCGUCGUCGUCGUCUGCCGGCCUGAAGCUCCCAGGGUCCGUUGCGGGUAAGUCCAAGAUCGACAAGACGUAUCCCGCUGCGGUUGAGAAGAAACACGCGAGAGCCAGCCCCAGCAGCCUCCGCCGGAGAAGCCUGGUUCUGGCUGCGGUCACCGCGGUGCUGGAAGCUGAAACAUCGACUCAGUAUCGCGAUUCGAUCGCGGCCCCGGAUCAGCUGCGAACCCUGGGUGCAUAUCCGCAGCCCACGCCGACGUGA